This is a messenger RNA of Cryptomeria japonica (Japanese cedar), 1047 nucleotides long. Its product is annotated as plant cysteine oxidase 4-like. Gene Ontology annotation, molecular function: oxidoreductase activity, acting on single donors with incorporation of molecular oxygen, incorporation of two atoms of oxygen. The record is from RefSeq and is a predicted model, not a curated record. The transcript is spliced from 4 exons. Lineage: Eukaryota; Viridiplantae; Streptophyta; Pinopsida; Cupressales; Cupressaceae. The coding region runs from base 496 to 1026 and encodes 176 amino acids.
AGUUUGACCCCAUGAUAAUAUUAGGAGAGGAUUGAAUAGUAGUGAUUAUAGUGAUAAUUUUUAUGGAAGAUUUUUCAUCUAUAAAAUCGUUUUAGUUACUUAAAUUCAUUCAGGGUAUGAUCCCAACAUACAUUUUGAUAAAACAAAAAGAUGACCGAUAGCCGCGCAGUUCAGAAGCUGUAUAAGAUCUGUAAGGGAAAUCUUGCCUGAAGAAGUGGUACCUCCACCAUCAGAUAUUGCCAGAUUGAAGGCUGUUCUUGAUGCUAUCAAACCAAUAGACGUUGGGCUUCAGGGGAAUGAAAGAGUGAGCUCAGACAAUGAAGAAGAGAGGCUGUUUUACAGUAAUUUGGGUGCACACAAGAGGCAAAGAGUGAGCAGGGGCACAACACUCAUAGCUUCCCCACAAUCAUCUCAUCCUCAGCCUGUCACAUAUGUGCACAUUCAUGAAUGUGGCAGUUUCUCGGUAAAUACAACUAAACCCUCACAUUUUCUGCAAUGGUUUUAAGUUGCAGAGCUUCCAGGUACCUAUCAUAUAAGAAAUCUUUGGUGCAGAUUGGGAUUUUUUGUCUGUCAAAAUCAGCAGUAAUCCCUCUGCAUGACCACCCUGGAAUGACAGUGUUCAGUAAGGUUUUAUAUGGCUCAAUGCACGUUGCUGCUUAUGAUUGGGAUGACCAACAUCAUCAUACUCAGCAUUUUUGUGGAAUGAGGUUAGCCAAGUCGAAGGUGGACUGCAUUUAUAAUGCUUCAAGUGGGAGCUCUGUAUUAUAUCCAACAAGUGCAGGGAAUAUACAUUGUUUCACAGCACUGACAUCCUGUGCAGUAUUGGAUGUCAUCUCUCCACCUUAUGCAGAUGGGGAUCCCUCCUAUUAUGCCCUCCAUCUUUAUUUGGACCUUUCAAGACCAUGGGAAGAACUCAUAGAUUACAAGGAGUGCCAGGAUUUUGUGUGGUUGGAAGAGAUAGAGAAACCACAUAAUUUCAAAGUCGAGGGCCAAACAUACACAGGUCCCAUAAUCAAUGUUAUUUGAAUUUUGUUUUAUUUUUGCUAG